Molecule: messenger RNA, 2337 nt
Organism: Heterotrigona itama
Lineage: Eukaryota; Metazoa; Arthropoda; Insecta; Hymenoptera; Apidae
Source: the annotation of a GenBank genome assembly
AUAUAUAUAUAUACACACACACUUCACCUAAAAAUGUCACGACGUUUGACAUAAAAUAAAUUUUUUUAAUUUUAUUAAAUCUUCGAUAAAUUUUUAUUUCUAACAAUGCCACCAAUACUAUCGUGUAUAAUUUACUUGUGACGUGAUGCACUGUUUGACUAAAAAAAAAAAAAUAAAAUGUGAAACGUAUUAAAUUAUAUUUAUAUAUUAAUUAAAAUAAAUAAAAAAGUAUUUAGACAAUUAGUAAAGUAAAAGUAAUAUUUAAUAGAAAUUUUGUGAAAGCAAUAAAACAACGAAUGUCUGAAUAAAAAAGUAAAGUUUAUACAUAGGUUAUAUCUUAACAUAAAAAUGUUAUAAACAAUGAAUAAAGCAAGAAUUACAAUUAGGAAUUCUUAAUAUGUAUUUGGAGUACUUUACUGAAGAUAUUUGAUAAUAAUUAAAUAUGGAACUUCAAAGUAAUAAACAUCUAUGUACAAAACCAAUUAUUGGCAUUUUUCCUGCGCUGGAUUUAAAUGUCGACGAUGUAGAUGUUCCUCUGAAAAAUCCAACUAUAACAUACCUGGAUAUUUUUUUUCUGGUAUCUUCAAUUCUUACGCAUAUUGUGGACAUGGCAAUUGAUAUCAAUCUUGCUAUAAGAUAUUUAUUAGAUAGAAAAAUAACAUACUUUAUAUGGACAACAGUUUUUAUUUUUUUACCUUCAUUUAUAAAUUGUAUAAUCAGCAGAAGAAUGCAACAACAAGAUGACAAGAGAAAUGAAACAACAAAUCCUCCUAAAUUUAAUUGUGUACAUGCAAUGUUAACAAAAAAAUUGUAUUGCAUUGUAGUUGUAAUAUUUCAAUUAGCACCAGUAUUACGUUAUUACAGAACUUUAAAAUAUGCUCUUAAUGCUUGUAAAUAUGAAAAACAAGGUGACCGUACUGCUCAAAAGCGAUAUUACCUUAAAAUGCUAAAAGAAGAUCAGGAUGUCGCAUUAUUAAGAGUAGCUAGUAUUCUUAGCUCACUUGGAAGUAUGGGAUGGGCAAUGGCUAGUUAUCAUCGUAGCAUUAGAUUGGUUCAACAAGAUAAAUUAAAUAUUGGCAACACAGGAACAGUUCUUCAAUUUUUAUGGCAUUUUUGUACUACAGAUUUGAUAUCUACAACAAGUUUUUUAGUUUCAAGGAUAUUAUCUCUAAGUGUUUUGGCAAGUGUGUGGCCAUUAUAUACUGCUAUUGGUUGUAUUUUUCAUUGGAUAUGCAUGACUAUUUGGAUCAUUAUUGAUUCCCAUGGUAUUUUGGAAUUUUGUAAGGAUUCUAAUCAGGCUCCACAUUGUUCCCCAAAAAUCAAAGAACGCGUUUAUUCUAUAUUAUUUUCCAUAGUAAUUGGUGUAAUACAUGUGUUUAUAUAUCUGAAAACAGUAGAUGGUAAUACAUUCCUUAAACAUGUAUUCUUCUAUGUAAUAUGCUUUAUUGAAAAUUUAAUAGCAAUUGCAAUUUGGCUAUAUACUUCAUCAGAUGAAGUUAAAAAUUCUUGGUACUUCAAUGUACUCAUUGUUCUUUGUAUUGUACCAUUUUUAUUAGGUAUAACAGCUAUGAUUGUUUAUUAUGGUAUUUUCCAUCCUUCUUUAAAACAUCAAAACUGUGUAAAUAUAUAAUUUUAGAUCGUUGUAUUCAUAUUUAGUACAUAUUUAUUGCAUACAAAUUUUAUAAAUAUGUAAUUUCUAUCAGUAAUCAUUCAUUUUCAUCAAUUAUUUUUUUACAUUUUUAUACACAUAAAUUUAUUUUCUAAUUAUGUACCUGAUGUAAAUUUUGAAAUCAAAGAAAUUAUCUUGAGUAAAUAAUUUUGAUACAUGUGUACAGUUUUUAUUAUGCUCUCUAUAAUCAUUAUCAAUUCUAUAUAGAAGUAUUCAAAACUCAUAAAUAUAUAAAUAUGAAAGAAAUCUGUAAAAAUUGUAACAUUAAGUACUCCAAAUUUAUAUUCUUUAAUAGAUGUAUAUUCAAUAUAUUCAAUAUAUUUUAUAUAUUUUUGUAAUAAAUAAAGUCAAUUAUUUUUAAUAUCUUAAUCAUUUAUAUAUUAUAAAUCUUUUUAUAUGAAAUUCUAAUUAAAAUUUUAUAUUCAUCUACACAUGUAUUUACAAAAAUGCAAUAUAUAUUUAAAAACACUUUUGAAUGUACAAUAACGAGACUUUUUUAAAUAAAUAUAAAAAUUUAUUAAAUUUUAAAAUAACCUGUUUAUUAAAUUUUAAAUAUAACACAAAUACUUUGAAUAUAUAUUAAUUGCAAUGUCAAUAAAUAAUUUUUGCUUCUAUAGGUGACCUAAUUAUAUUUAUGUUUAAUUGUUUUGCAGUGCUUGAAACAUUAA